AUGCCGCCUCUAUUCUCCAAAGUUCCCUACGUUCCCCCCGACGCAAUCUUCGAGCUAACAAAACUCUACAACGCGGACCCCUCGCCUCAAAAAGUCAAUCUCGGGCAGGGCACAUACAAAGACGAGAACGGACAACCCUGGAUCCUCCCCGCUGUCGCGGCAGCGAAAGAGAAGGUCCGAGAUGCGAACCAUGAGUACUUGCCUAUCCUCGGUCUCGCGGAGUUUAGGGCCAGGGCGGUGGAGUUGCUGUUGGGGAACGGGGCGGAAGUGAUUAAGGACGGGAGGGUCGCAUCCUGCCAGGCCCUCUCUGGAACAGGAGCGCUGCACACGGCCGGAACAAUGCUCUACAGAGCAGCCCAAACUGCCGGACGGGAUAUCCCUACAGUAUACAUCACAAAGCCCAGCUGGUCGAAUCACCGACAAGUCUUUGAGAGUGUCGGAUUCCCCGUGCGUGAGUUCAAUUAUACAACAUCUGACAACAGCGGGGUAGACAUGGAGUCCCUCACGGAAACCCUAUCUCAAGCCCCCGCGCACUCGAUUUUUGUGUUUCACGCCAGCGCGCACAACCCCAGCGGCUGGGAUCCGACAGUCGAUCAGUGGAAAGCCAUCGGCAAAAUUGUUCAGGAACGAGAAUUAUUCCCAAUCUUCGACGCCGCAUACCUCGGCAUGACAUCCGGCGACUUCGAUACGGAUGCCUGGGCCCUCCGGUACUUCAUCCACGACCUACACCUCGAAGCUGCGGUGUGCAUAUCCUUCGCGAAGAGUAUGGGGUUGUACGGUGAACGCAUUGGUCUCUGCGGAUUCGUGACGGCCUCAGCUACAGCGGCUACAGCGGUUGAAUCGACACUGGCUCAGCUGAUCCGCGUGGAGAUUUCGAAUCCGCCGGCGUUUGGGGCGAGGGUUGUCGCGCAAGUUUUGGGGGAUCAAGGGCUGAGGGAGCAGUGGGCGGGGAAUUUACAGACUAUGAGUGGGAGGAUUAAGGGGAUGCGGUGGGCGUUGUAUGAAGGGUUGGUGGAGUUUGGUACGCCAGGGGAAUGGAAGCGCAUCACGGAGCAGAAGGGCAUGUUCUGUAUCCUGGGGUUGAGCUUGAACGAGGUCUUGCAUUUACGCGAAAAGUAUCACAUCUACAUGGCUGAUAGCUCGAGGGUGUCAAUUGCCGGCUUGAAUCCGGGGAAUGUGCGGUAUGUGGCAGAGUGCAUUGAUAAAACUGUCAGGGAUUUCCGGAAGAAAGACUAG
Aspergillus calidoustus is the source of this 1236-nucleotide messenger RNA. The record is from the annotation of a GenBank genome assembly. NCBI's taxonomy places the organism in Eukaryota, Fungi, Ascomycota, Eurotiomycetes, Eurotiales, Aspergillaceae.